Messenger RNA from Racocetra persica, 594 nucleotides. NCBI's taxonomy places the organism in Eukaryota, Fungi, Glomeromycota, Glomeromycetes, Diversisporales, Gigasporaceae. The record is from the annotation of a GenBank genome assembly.
AACAAAACAAAGAUCCUUGCAAAGUUAAAGAUUGUGAUAAUAAUGAUGUUACUCAUUAUCAUAAAUUUACUACAUAUGCAAAAGAAAAAUUAAUUGCAAAAAUACAUUUGAUGAAUAUUAUUAAUGAUAAAUGGAAAGAUAUUACAAUUGAUAUUAUAAAUGAUGAGAUUAUUUUAAAUAAAGAUGAUUUUAUAAAAUUAAUUAAUAGAACAAAUCAAUUAGAAAUAUUUCAAGCAGAAAAUCAAAAUUUAAAUAGAGAUUUAAAUAUUUUAUCAUCAACUUUAAAUUUUGAAAAUAAAUUAGAUUUACUUUCAAAAAUUCUUUUUAAAAAGCAAAGAAGAUUAAAUAAUCCAAUAGAAUUAGAUCUUAAAAAAUUUUUAGAAUUAAUUACAAAGUCUAAUUUUUUACUUGAGGGAUUUUUUGAUAAAAUUUUUAAUGCUAUAAGUCCAAGAAAUAUUAGAUGUUUUUCUACUAGAUAUCAUUCAUCAUUUCCACCUAUAUUAAAACAAUGUGAUGCUUAUAAAAAAGAUCUUGUUGAAACUACAGAAGAAAAUAAAUUUAUUUUAAUUUGUGGACAUGGAUAUCAUUUAGAUU